UAAAACUAAAACCCAUUUUCUUCUACUUCUUCUACUCCUUCAAUUCAUCGAUUCUUCAACCCUGACAAUUAAAUAAACAAGACCUCUGAAAUCACCAUAUCUACCUUUGUCGUGCUCUGCGUUACCGAAACCUUGGCCAUGAGACGGUUCACUUUCCCCUGUCUUUUACGCCGCCGAAUCUCAGUUCUUCCCGGCGGCGGCUAUUUUCUUACCGCCGCACGUCUUUCUUCUUUGACCCCAAUAUCCACCACCAAGCCUGAGCUCUCACAACAACCGAUUACAUCUGUUAGUUUGGUGGACUCGAUUAAAUCUUCUCAGUGGCAUUUCGUCGAACAGGUCUCGAGCAAGCUUACACCUUCCCUUGUAUCAACAACUCUGCUCAGCCUCGUCAAGACUCCAGAUUUAGCUCUCAAUUUCGUCAACCGCAUCGAUCUUCGUCGCUUGGACUUCUCAACACAGUGCUUAGCGAUUGCUGUUGUCUCUAAGCUCUCUUCUCCUAAACCAGCUCUUCAGUUACUUAAAGCAAUCGUUACUAGUAGAAGUAGUGUUAGAGUCAUUCUCGAUGAAUUGGUGUUUGCUCGUGAACGAUUAGGGUCAAAAAGCACCAUACUUUUCGAUUUCUUGGUCAGAUGUUGCUGUGAAUUGAAGAUGGUGGAUGAAACAUUAGAGUGUUUUUACUUGAUGAAGGAGAAAGGUUUUGAUCCAAAGACUGAAACUUGUAAUAGCAUUCUUAGUUUGUUAUCAAGGUUGAAUCGAAUAGAGAGCGCUUGGGUCUUCUACGCUGAUAUGUAUAGGAUGGAGAUUAAGUCCAACAUAUACACUUACAACAUUAUGAUCAACGUGUUGUGUAAGGAAGGGAAGUUGAAAAAGGCUAAGGAAGUUUUAAGAAUCAUGGAGAGUUUUGGAGUCAAGCCUAAUAUUGUCACUUACAACACUCUUGUUCAAGGGUAUUCGUUAGAAGGACGAAUCGAAGGAGCUCGAAUGAUUAUCAAAGAGAUGAAAUCCAAAGGGUUUAAACCGGAUUUGCAGACAUAUAAUCCGAUUCUGUCUUGGAUGUGUAGUGAAGGAAGAGCCUCUGAGGUGUUGAAGGAGAUGAAGGAAUUGGGUUUGGUUCCAAACUCUGUUUCUUACAAUAUUUUGAUCCGUGGUUGUAGUAAUAAAGGGGAUUUGGAGACAGCUUUCGCUUACAGGGAUGAGAUGAUGAAAGAAGGUUUCACGCCAACGUUUUAUACUUACAACACGUUGAUUCAUGGUUUGUUUAUGGAGAACAAGAUCGAGGCCGCUGAGAUAUUGAUCAGAGAAAUUAGAGAGAAAGAAGAAGGAGAACGAAGGAGGCAGAUGAGUUGUUUGAGAAAGUUGUAAGCAAGGGAAUGGUGAAGCCUGACCUUGUGAUGAUCAACGCCUUGAUGGAUGGCCAUUGUUCUGCGGGGAACAUGGACCGUGCAUUUUCGCUUCUUAAGGAGAUGGAUGAGAUGAGAAUCGAUCCUGAUGAUGUGACAUACAAUUGCUUGAUGAAAGGGCUCUGUGGAGAAGGAAAAUUCGAGGAGGCUCGUGAGCUGAUGGGGGAGAUGAAGAGUAGAGGAAUCAAACCUGACCAUAUUAGUUACAACACUUUGAUUAGUGGGUAUAGUAAGAAAGGAGAUACAAAGCAGGCUUUCAUGGUUCGAGAUGAGAUGUUGAGUCUUGGGUUUAAUCCAACUCUUCUCACCUACAAUGCUCUGUUGAAGGGGUUGGGUAAAAACCAGGACGGAAAGCUCGCGGAAGAGCUGCUUAGGGAGAUGAAAAGCGACGGGAUUACUCCUAAUGACAGCACAUACUACUCUGUAGUUGAGGCAAUGUCUGGUACUUGAUUGAUCAUUUGGCAAAGCUAAAGACCAUAUUAAGCUUAGGCCAUGAUCUUCACCUAAGAGAUUGAUUCUCAGCUGCUGCCAUUAACUCAUCGAUAUCAUGACAGCUUUGAAUGAUCCUAAGCCACAUUCAAAGAAAUGAUGUAAGCGGAAAGUUCAUCUGUAGCCUAUGAUCUCUCGGUCACUCUACUAUCCUGUAAUUUUCAGACAACAUGAGAAUUAAAGAAAUAAUCCUGUUUUAAAAGUAAGGCUUUGAAUAAUUCGUGUAAUUGUAUGUUUUAUCUUUUCUGAACGAGCUCCAGUCCCAAUCUGUUUCCGCAAGGAUCAACGUUAAAG
This is a messenger RNA of Thlaspi arvense, 2183 nucleotides long. The record is from the annotation of a GenBank genome assembly. NCBI's taxonomy places the organism in Eukaryota, Viridiplantae, Streptophyta, Magnoliopsida, Brassicales, Brassicaceae.